UUGUGAUCAUAUGUUUUACCCACUCUGAGUUCUGCGGCAUUUUAAAACUGUACCACAUAUAUAUCCAAGUAUAAUACUAAUACAAGUAAAAAAAGCGUCAGUAGUUAAAGUCAUGGAAGUUCAAAUCUGUCGCGCUUGCCUGGGAACGUCACCUGUAAUGAUCAACAUAUUCGAAAACGCUCCAGGACUAGGGAUCUCCAUCGCCGAUAUGAUCACUCAAUGCACUCCCUACGAGAUUUAUAAAGGAGAUUGCUAUCCCGAAAACAUCUGCGACUCUUGCCUGCACUGUGCUCGAGCCGCCUUCGAGAUACGCCAAACCAUAGAGACGAGCCACCAGAUCUACCUCCAGAUGAAAAAUACUAAAAAUCUACCAGUCAACGUAAAUCACGGUGUUGGCUUCAGCGAGAGAAAGAAAAAGCAUAAAUGCCUUAAGUCGUCUUCCCAUAAAAGUAUUCUUAAUGCACACGCUGGAGACAAACCGUAUAAAUGUUCUCACUGUUCAAAGUCGUUUUCCCAUAAAGGCUAUUUUAAUGUACAUAUGCGAACUCACACUGCAGAGCGACUGUACAAGUGUUCCCACUGCUCAAAGACGUUUUCCCAGAGAAGUAAUCUCAAUACACACAUCAGGAAUUGUAUUGUAGAAAAAACAUACAAGUGUUCUCACUGCUCAAAGUCGUUUCCAAGGCAAUCUCAUCUGCAGAGACACAUCCGAACCCACACGGGUGAGAGGCCGCAUAAGUGUUCCCACUGUUCAAAGUCGUUUUCCACGCGAAUUCAUCUGCAAAUACACCUCCGAACUCACACUGGAGAGCGACCAUACAAGUGUACCCACUGCUCAAAGUCGUUUACCCAUGAAACUACUCUUAAAGCACACAUCCGAACUCACACCGGAGAGCGACCAUACAAGUGUUCCCACUGCUCAAAGUCAUUUUCCCAGAGAAGUGGUUUGAUUGAACAUAACCGAAAUCACACUGGAGAGCGACCAUUCAAGUGUUCCCACUGCUCAAAGUCGUUUAGCCAUAAAAAUACUCUUAAAGAACACAUCCGAACUCACACCGGAGAGCGACCAUACCAGUGUUCCCACUGCUCAAAGUCAUUUUAUACGACGUAUCAGCUUAAAAUACACAUCCGAAUUCACACCGGAGAGCGACCAUACCAGUGUUCCCACUGCUUAAAGUCGUUUGUACAGAGUGGUCAUCUCAGUAACCACACCAGAUAUUGUAUUGGAGAGAGACCAUUCAAGUGUUCCCACUGCUCAAAAUCAUUUUCCCAAAAAGGUCAUCUUAAAACACACAUCCGAACUCACACUGGAGAGCGACCAUACAAGUGUUCCCACUGCUCAAAGUCAUUUUCCCAUAAAAAUUCUCUUAAUAUUCAUAUCCAAACUCACAUUCAAUAGUUUGACUAUUUUUUUUCUCUGAAAAGGACCAAUCAACGCACCCCAAGCCACACAGAAUACGCAAAUUAUUCAAAUUCUAUUUCUUAUUUUAUUUUAUUCUUUUUUUAUUUUAUUCAUUUUUUUAUUUUAUAAAUAACUGAAUUGUUAACUAACAUUAAUGAUACCUGCACAUAA
Drosophila kikkawai is the source of this 1573-nucleotide messenger RNA. The record is from RefSeq and is a predicted model, not a curated record. NCBI's taxonomy places the organism in Eukaryota, Metazoa, Arthropoda, Insecta, Diptera, Drosophilidae.